CGUCGCGAACCCGUUCCGCCUCGCAUUUGCUCUCUCCUCUCCCCCGUCCCUUCCCCUCUUCUCUUUUGGUUAGGGUUAGCCCCGCGGCGGUAACCUCACCGCCUUUCAAGCCUUCCCCUUUCCUUGGUUUCGAAGUCUUCCUCUCAAAUCUCGUCCAGUUCUUCCGAUUCGGCGGCCAUGGCCACCGCGGUGCUCAGAUCCCAUGACGUGCUCAACAACCGGAUGCAUCUGGACGCCUUCACCCCGUCCCCGACGAAGCCCCGCCGGCGCCGGAGCCCCAAGCCGGCCGGUGCGUCCUCGCCGCCCCCCAGGCCAGCGGCGGUAGCGUCACCGCCCCCCAAGGCGGCAGCGGUAGCCUCACCGGCGCCCAAGACGGCGGCGUUGGCGUCCCCGCCGGUUAAGGGGGCGGCUUCUGGCCGCCGCUCGCCGCCGGCGAGGCCGGCCGCGCGGAAGCAGCCGUCCCCGACGAAGGAGAAGCCGAAGCAGCGGCUUGUUAUGGAGGAGGUCCGGAUCCUCAAGCGCGGCGAGGAGCCCCCUGCUCCGGCCCCAACCCCAGCGCCGGCGCCGGUCGUAGCAGCGCCCGUGGCGAAAGCCGCGGCAGCGGUGGACAAGCGCGUCCCCUGCUCCACUGGCCGGAUCGGGCCGCAGGCGCCCACCGUCGUGCCGACGAAGAAGAUCGUGUCCGCCGCCUCCGCCCCCGACGCGGCCCGCUACGCGGGCCCGGCGUUCUCCGCCGCGGCUCCCGAGCCGAGCUCGCUCCCCAUGCCGGCGUUCUUCCUCCGGCGUGCGGAGUCCGAGGCCACCCGCGGCCUCCGCUGCCUCCUCCGCAUCGGUGAGCUCGCCUGACGCAGGCGAGCUCCCACCACACGGCCCCCACAGGCCACGGCCGGACCAGCGUCCGCUCCUCUGAAGUCGUCGCCUCUUCUCGUCUUCCUCUUCUCCGGUUGUUCCCGACCUACGGGAUGGAUGGAUCUAUGGAUGGUUAGCGCCUGAUGGGCGGUUGGAUCCGACGGAAAGCAUCUCCGGAUCAGAUCAGAUCUCCCGGUAGCCGUUUCGAUCAACCUCUUCCGGUAUUUUUUCAGAGGAAAGGUUGAUGGACGAGCAACCGGUGGUUGGAUUUGGUGGUGGUUAGGUUCUCAAGUCGCUUGCAGCUCGGUUCGAUUCUCUUCUCUGGAAAGCUGAUGUCUUUAGGUAGAAUAACUAAGAGCAAGGCGUGUUGGUGGAUUAAGAGUAGUAAGUCUGCAGGCUGGUGGUUCUAGGUGGUGGUGUUUGGUUCAUGAGUUGGGUAAAUUAGCAUGUGAAUUUGUUGGUUUAGGUGAUCUGCUAGUUGAUGACCUGAGUAUGAUUCAGGUUAGGUUUUCGUUGCAAUAAUCGAAGGGUGUGGCGUGCGUUUGAUUCGUGUGAGUUUUUGUUCUAGAGUCCUGAACUAAGUUUGUGUAUCUGUCAGUUUAGCUGUGAUAUAUGUGAGUGGUAAAUUUAGAUAUGAUGAAUAUCGUGUCAGUGGUAAAUUUAGAUAUGAUGAAUGUCGUGUCAGUGGUAAAUUUAGAUAUGAUGAAUGUCGUGUCAGUGGUAAAUUUGGAUAUGAUGAAUAUCUGUGUAUUGGAUUCCUGCCUUCAUUCGGGGAUGGUUAACUUC
Molecule: messenger RNA, 1635 nt
Organism: Setaria italica (foxtail millet)
Lineage: Eukaryota; Viridiplantae; Streptophyta; Magnoliopsida; Poales; Poaceae
Product: vegetative cell wall protein gp1
Exons: 1
Coding region: 178-846 (222 amino acids)
Source: RefSeq, a predicted model, not a curated record